AUGUGGAGAUUAUGUCGUAGAUCAUUGUUGGAAAAGACUGUGAAGAACUGCUUGAAAAACGAAAACUCGCGGAACUACUCGUUCCAAACGUUGAGUUCGACUAAAGAUGUAAGUGCAAGCUUAAAACUUUGAAUAAAUAACAGACAAAGGUUUCAGGCAUACUCGGCACUCACACAAACUCAACUUUUGAAUUUAUUACGAAAAGAUAAACGAUUUGAAGAGCGGUUUAUCGAUCAGGCAUGUUGUUUGCUCUCUUUUUCUUAUUUUAUUUUGUUUAAGGUUGUGAAAACUCUGAGUUUAUUUGCAUCAAACACUCCUGAGGCGUUGAAAAAGUUCUUCCGGCCGGAUACCAAGAAAGGUUUUAUUUCGAAAAGAAAUGUUCAUUUUUAUGUUUGUUAAGAGGAGCAAAAAGAAGGAGGAACUCAAAAGAAAGACGAUGGGAGCAAAAUCGGCGGUAGUGGUGGAACCGGCGGCGGUAAAGGGCCUCUCGAUAAUUUGUGAGUUUCUCGAAUCUUUUGUCUGAAAAAAAUUAUAUUUUUAUUAUAUCCUUUAUGCUACUAUUUAAUCAGUGCAUUUUUUUCAAAUUAACUGUUUUUUUCAGUCCUGGACAAUGGCAGCAGAUCGCAUUUUCCGUUGCAGUUUUACUGGGCCUGUAUUUGUUCAUGGAUUACCAAUCAUAUCGUGAAAUUUCUUGGAAGGAGUUUUAUUCCGAGUUUUUAGAGCCUGGAAUUGUGUGUUUUUUCUUCAGAACUUUUUCUAAGAUCGAAUUUUAAGGUUGAACGCCUCGAAGUUGUUGAUAAACGCUGGGUCAGAAUUAUCAGUUCUUCCGGUAAACAUUCUGGGGUUCGUUCUUUCUUUUCUUUUUGGCACUGAAGUUUUCUGAUUUGUUUUCUCAGCUUGUUAAAUACAGAAGAAAAAAAUAUUUUUUUCUUUUUCUUUUUGAAAAAAAGUAAAUGUUGAAGAAGAAAAAUUUUUUUCUUUUCAGUCUUUUUUUCGAUGUUUUUCGAUUUAAUACAUUAUCAUUGUGAACUUGAAAGCUUCAGAAUUUAUUUUUAGUUGCUUUUUUCCUGUGAAAUUCUUUCGUUGUUUUCAACUUUCCUAUAAAUCCUAGAAGCCCUGUAAUCUUGAUCAUACUUAUUUUUGAAUUAACGAUUUUUUGAUAAGUUCCAUUUUUUUUUCUCGUUUCUGAAAGCUUACAUAAAAUCUUAUCAAAUCGAAAAAAGUCAAGUGGUUUUAGAUCUAGUUCCGGGCAUUUAUUUCCUAAAAGAAAACAAAAAUUUUUCUCAUUCAGUUGCGAGAAAUUUCAGUUUUUCAGUAAUAUUUCUCAAAAAAAAUGAAAAAAACUAAUGUUUCAGCAAACCUGCUACUUCAAUAUUGGCAGUGUGGACAGUUUCGAGAGGAGCUUGGCACAGGCCCAGCAUCAUUUGGCUUAUGAAUCCGAUCGUCAAAUCCCGGUCCUCUACAAAUCCGAGUUCGAUUUGUAUGUUUUUGCUGAUGCUUUCAAUUUAUUUCGUUCAACACAUUCCAGAGUGUUUUUUUUUUUCAGAAAACGGGAACUUCCCAACUUGAUAAGUAUCGCGUUUCCAUUGCUUUUCGCAUUUUACCUCUACCGUAUGCUGAGAGGCGGUGGAGCAGGUUUGCAGUGUUUUUUGAAUUUCAUAAUAAUCUUGAAAAAGGAGCCGCCGGUCGGGCUGGAGGUCCUGGCGGCGGAAUCGGAGGAAUGUUCGGCGGGUUCGGUCAGAGUACGGCUAGGGUCAUCAAUAAGGAAGAUAUCAAGGUUCCAGCUGAUCUUUAUUAUUUUCACAAAAAUGUUCAGGUCAAAUUCGCCGACGUCGCCGGUUGCGAAGAAGCGAAAAUCGAGAUCAUGGAAUUUGUAAACUUUUUGAAAAAUCCGCAGCGAUACAAGGACCUCGGCGCCAAAAUUCCCAAAGUUGGUUUUUGAAAAGGAAAAGUUGGAUAAUUGAGAAAUUAUUGGUAGAUAAUAGGAAGGGAAAGCUUGAAAUUUUUAGAUAAUCUGAAAAAUCCGGAAUAAUAAUCAUCAUUUGAAACUUUUUGAAUGCAUAAAUAUUUUCUAAUGACCAGAAGAGGUUUUAUAAGAAAAUCCAGAAAAAAAAUGUAAAAUGUUUUCCUAAGGGCUAAAACGAUUUCCUUUCAUUUUUUUUUUCACGAAUCUCCCAAGUUGUUCAGGGAGCUAUCCUGACUGGACCCCCCGGCACAGGAAAAACCCUUUUGGCCAAGGCGACCGCUGGCGAAGCUCACGUACCCUUCAUCACUGUUUCUGGAUCCGAAUUCUUGGAGGUGAGUAACUUAUUUUUUUCUAAAAAAAGUUAUUAUGAGGCCAGUAAUUUUUCCUUACGUUUGGAAGCUUUCCGAAAUUAAUAAUGGAAAACCCGGAUUUUUUUCGUUUGCUAGAAUUACAAAAUCAAAAUUUUUAAAUUUUCAAGCGUCGUUUUAGGGUUUAUUUUCAGGUUGAGCUUUUUUUUAAAUUGGAGGUUUCUGCGAUUUUCUAUUCCUAUAAUCAUCCAUUUAUACAUAGAAAAAGUCUUUUUAUUCAAUCGUGAAGUUCCAAUCUUCUCUCGCGUUUUUCUACCGUAUCCAAAGCUUCUAGUAGAUUCAAGGCUAGCUUGAGCCAUCGAGAAAAGGGUCCUGACAGGAUAAUAAAAGAGACAUUGUCUUUUUUGCGGAGAGCGCAGGCAGGCCACGCCCCUUAACAUCCCAAGCUAGCCAUUAAUCAGCUAUACUUUCUAAUCUUUUUGAGCUGUCUCAAAUUAACGAAAUCGCUUUUCAGAUGUUCGUCGGAGUCGGUCCCGCCCGUGUCCGCGAUAUGUUUGCGAUGGCGCGCAAAAACUCGCCGUGUAUCCUUUUCAUCGACGAGAUCGACGCCGUCGGAAGGAAAAGAGGAGGAAAAGGCGGAAUGGGCGGACAUUCCGAACAGGAGAACACCCUCAACCAGCUCCUCGUUGAGAUGGACGGUUCGUUUCGAAAAGUACCUGGAGAAGUCACGGUUUCCGAAUCGUUUCCUUUUUUUGUUUGAAAUGCAAUAAAAUUAACUUUUUUAGAACUUUUUACUAGCAGAUAGUCUAUAUUGUAUAAUUAGUUUUUGCAAUGAAAAGUCCCUCUCGGGGUUCAACCACAGGUCUUUCAGCCAUGACUCAAAGAAAAAUUUGUAGGAUUCUCGACGGACGAAUCUUCUGUGAUCGUUGUCGCGGCGACGAAUCGCGUCGAUAUCCUGGAUUCCGCGUUGCUCCGUCCCGGCCGCUUCGAUCGGCAAAUCUACGUACCUGUGCCGGAUAUCAAGGUGACUUCGAAGAGCCGAUCCAAAAAAAUCUUUGAAAAAUAAUAAGAACCUUUACAUUCAAAUAAUAAAUAUAUCUUUUUUUCAGCUGUGAAUCUGAUCAAAAUUCUCAGAAAUGUUCUUUAAGGUCCUCAGAUCCUAGAUCACAAAAAAAGUUCUCUUUUUUUCUAUGAAUAAAAUGAGGCGAAAAAAAGGGCCUUGUAGACACCGCAAUUGGCUAAAAGUCGAGAAGUUUUGUUAUAGUUUAGAAACUUCCAUUCACAAUUUCUCCUCUAAAAAGAAAAGCAACAUUCCUUCAUGUUUGAUUUUCUCAGGGCCGAGCUUCGAUUUUCCGUGUUCAUCUACAGCCGCUCAGAACUUCCCUGGACAAGAUUGAACUUUCGCGCAAACUCGCCGCCCAUACUCCUGGCUUUUCGGGUAGGAGUUUUUGCGAAGAUUCAGAGACAAAAUGUUGAAAUUAAUUGAAGAUUGUUCAGCUUAUUUGGGAACACUUGUGGAAGAAAGUGUGUUUCCUAAUUUUCAAGGUUUUUCUAGGAGCUGACAUUUCCAAUGUCUGCAACGAAGCCGCUCUGAUCGCGGCCAGAGACGCAAACGAUGAAAUUGGGGCCAAACACUUCGAACAAGCCAUCGAACGCGUUGUCGCCGGAAUGGAGAAGAAGACUCAGGUUCAUCCGGUUUCCGGAAAAGGCCUCGGACUUUGAUCCUCAGGUCCUGCAACCUGAAGAGAAGAAAACUGUAGCUUUCCACGAGGCGGGCCAUGCGAUCGCCGGCUGGUUCCUGCAGUACGCGGACCCCUUGCUCAAGGUCUCCAUCAUCCCGCGCGGAAAAGGCCUCGGAUACGCCCAAUAUCUGCCCAAAGAGCAGUACUUGUACUCCAAGGAACAGCUCUUGGAUAGGUGAGGGGACAGUUUUCGCUUGAUUUGUGUAUAAUGAAUAGACUAGUUUUACCUAUUUUUGCCUUUAUUUCGCGUUAUUAGCCCUUAAAGAGCGAUUUUCGAUGAUUUUUUUUUUAAAGUUUUGUUUUUAACGUUUUCAAGCUCGCGGAAUUUGAAUAUGGGAUAGAAAGACAUUUUUAAGCUUAAAUUCAUGAAGUUUUUUAAUCGACCAACUCGUUUUUGAAGUUUUCUCUAAUAAAAAAAACUGAUUGAUCGAUUUUAUCAAUAGAAUAUUUUUAAUUAGCCCAGUUUUUUUGACAGCGAAAAAUUUCUUUCUUCGCCAUAUUUUUUUAUCAUGUUUUCGAAUUCCAUGGUUAAAUUUGAUUUUCUAAAGUUGUAGUGAAGAAAUUUUGAAGGAAAAAGCGCUUCUGAGAAAGGGUUGAAGGAUUUUUUUCAAAAAGAAAAAAUUCAUGAUUUUUAUGACGAAACGGAGUUAGGAUUUUUUUUUCGGAACCUUCUCCGCACCAAUUUUACUUUCUAACCAAAUUUCAUGCCAAACUCGAAAAAUUACCUUCUCAGGAUGUGUAUGACUCUUGGUGGAAGAGUUUCCGAAGAACUGUUCUUUGGCGGCCGAAUCACGACAGGAGCGCAAGACGAUUUACAGAAAGUCACUCAAAUCGCCUAUUCUCAGGUGAAUUCCAUUUUUUUAUUGCUCGAAAAUCCUUUUUGAAACGAACGAAAUUUAUUCAGAUCAAAAAUCAGCCAACAGAAUAG
Molecule: messenger RNA, 4944 nt
Organism: Caenorhabditis auriculariae
Lineage: Eukaryota; Metazoa; Nematoda; Chromadorea; Rhabditida; Rhabditidae
Source: the annotation of a GenBank genome assembly